Cylicostephanus goldi is the source of this 261-nucleotide messenger RNA. NCBI's taxonomy places the organism in Eukaryota, Metazoa, Nematoda, Chromadorea, Rhabditida, Strongylidae. The record is from the annotation of a GenBank genome assembly.
AUUGAAUCAGCUGCAAUGGAUGACAAAUCGGCUGCAGAAGCAGCCAACAAUAAUCAUGUGAAACUCUCCGAAGUUCAGCUAGUGCAGAGCGAAUUUGGUGCUCCGUUGGAUGAGUGCUAUAAAUUGGCGAUUAAGUACUAUAAAGAAAGGGAGAAAGCUGGCGAUUUGGGUGUUUCUUAUGACGAUCGCGUAAUGUUGAUGGCUUUGAGCAAGCAGGUUAAGAGUUUCUCCGCUACAAUUUUGUGCUCUUAUUUUCUUUGA